Messenger RNA from Acomys russatus (golden spiny mouse), 935 nucleotides. Its product is annotated as translocon-associated protein subunit delta-like. The transcript has a single exon. Bases 1 to 777 code for a protein of 258 amino acids. NCBI's taxonomy places the organism in Eukaryota, Metazoa, Chordata, Mammalia, Rodentia, Muridae. Gene Ontology annotation, cellular component: endoplasmic reticulum; membrane; endomembrane system. The record is from RefSeq and is a predicted model, not a curated record.
AUGAUAAGUCGCCAUCUUGGUGGUGGUGGUGGUGGUGGUGGUGGUGGAGGCGGGGUGGUGACGAGAAGAAAGGAAGUGCGACCGGUUGGAACCCUGGCUACGGAAGCAGACACGUUAGUGCCACCAGCUACGUCACCAUGCCUGGCCCAGCCCACCAGCGCACCAUUGGGUGCUGAGGCCGCUUACGCGUCGCACUUCCUUGUCUGUUCCGCAUGUUCAGGGCGGCUUGCUCUCUUUUCCUUCGGCAGAGAAGAGGCCAUGGCGACGGCGGUGGCAUCUUUCGGCUCCCUGGCGCUACUCCUGGUGUUCGGCCUAUCUUACUGCUCGGCAGAGGCUUGCCUGGAACCCCAGAUCACCCCUUCUUACUAUACAACCUCAGAUGCCAUCAUUUCUACAGAGACCGUAUUCAUCGUGGAGAUCUCACUGACCUGCAAGAACAGGGUCCAGAACAUGGCUCUUUAUGCGGAUGUUAGGGGAAAACAGUUUCCUGUAACCCGGGGCCAGGAUGUGGGCCGAUACCAGGUGUCCUGGAGCCUGGAGCACAAGAGCGCCCACGCAGGCACCUAUGAGGUCAGAUUCUUCGAUGAAGAGUCCUACAGCCUCCUAAGGAAGGCUCAGAGAAAUAACGAGGACAUUUCCAUCAUCCCACCCCUAUUCACAGUCAGUGUGGACCAUCGGGGUACCUGGAAUGGGCCUUGGGUCUCCAUGGAGGUGUUGGCUGCACUAAUUGGCAUAGUGAUCUACUACCUGGCCUUCAGUGCAAAGAGCCACAUCUAGGCCUGGGGGCAGCAUCCUCGGCCCUCCAUUACUUUGCUCAAUAAACAGUCGCUGUUUGCCAUGAGUACACUUAAGGCACAGGACUCCUGUGUCUAUGGGGAGAGCUGGGGACCCAGCUGCCUUUGUCUGCCUGGACAGCAGAGAUCCUGAGUGAAGAA